UGUCACCCUGAGCAGGUCUCGCUCACAUCCAAGUCUCACAACAAGAUCUAAUCGAGCCUCACCUUUGGGAACCGGAUCAAAUCACCUGCAACCUUUACGUUUAUGAUGGCGAGUCCUGAAGACUACGCCUCCAUUCUCAACGGAGUGAUAUGGCUUCAACUCGCCGUCGCUAGUGUGUUCAUCGCUUUUCGUAUGUACACACGACACUACAUAAUGCGCAGCUUGGGAUUAGACGAUGUCUUGAUGCUAGUCAACCUGGCGACGUUUAUAGGUUAUGCCGUCUGUAUAUCCAUUGGUAUCUCCUACGGCGUUGGAAAGCGUGCCGCUGAUAUCCAGCGCGCGGGUCUCGACAACUCCAGAGCUAUCAAGUGGGAAGCAAUCGGGCAAGGAAUUUGCAUUAUGGGAAUUGCUGCGUCCAAAGGUUCGGUUGCAGUCUUCUUGUUACGGAUUGUGCUUAAGAAAUGGCACAUUGCCUUACUGUGGUUCUGCAUCGCGAGUACAACGUUCCUCUGCACGGUAACGACAGUGCUGUUGUACGCGCAAUGCAAACCAGUAGCCUUUCUAUGGGAUCAAACGAUCCAGGGCGGCUACUGCUGGCUAAACUUUACAGGCGUCGGAUUGACCAUGGGCGCUUGGUCCGCAACGAUGGACUUCGUCCUCGCCCUCCUACCAUGGCACGUCGUGAUCAACCUCAACAUGAAACGCAACGAGAAAGUCACCAUUGCAUGCGGUCUUUCACUCGGAGUCUUUGCAGGUGCCUGCUCCGUAGUCCGCACUAUCAAACUGAGAUCUCUCAGCUCACUGGAAAACUAUGUCUAUGACACGUCACCCAUGCUUCUCUGGUCCUCAUCUGAGGUGUGUCUUACCAUAAUUUGCGCAUGCAUACCGGUUCUACGACCCUUGUACGCAAGAGUGAUGUACGACAGCCAGGGCAAUUCAUCGAAGCGCGGGUCAUAUCCGCUCAGUAGUUACGAGAAAAAGAUGGGCAAACAAAGCGGCGGAUUGGACAAGAAGGGCAGCACGAGAAGCACUGAUGAUAUAUACAUGGGGCCGGGAAAUAGCAUGAUACAGACAACCGUGGAGCUAGGAUCUGACGUGGCGAGCGAGGAGUUGUUUUUACAGUCGAGCAACGAUCAUAGGUUUGGAGCUUUCCUCCACGCUAGGGACGACGACAAAACAAACACUCGGACAAGAGAUAUCGUGGUUACGACAACUGUUGCCACAAAAGAAGAGCAAGUAAGGAAUAUUGUGUAAAAGAAGCAAAGACGAAUGAGAAUAUCGUGUGCGUAUCAUUAUUGUGAAAUGUCAACGAUGAAAAUCAUGCGUGAGAAAUAGAGAGGAGUGUAUUGUGACAUUCCAUACCGCGUAAACACAAUAGAAUCGCCUUGUUCAGAGCAAUAUACGUGCAACAUGCUAGAAACAUCAUGUGUAUGGUUAUCGUUAGAUCCAUUUUGGUCUUCUGGUAAAGGUCAAGUUCACUUCCGUCUGUUUUGCUGCAUGGCCAAAAUCUGCACCAUUCUCACGAAGAUGUUGAUAAAAUCCAAUUCCAGCGAGAUGGACUCGUUGACGGGAUCCUUAGGAAUCAGACCACGCUCUGCCAGACGGGCAUGGUUCAGGACCUUUUGCACGUCGUACAGGGUGAAGCCUCCAAACACAGC
Dothidotthia symphoricarpi CBS 119687 is the source of this 1658-nucleotide messenger RNA. RefSeq lists its product as uncharacterized. NCBI's taxonomy places the organism in Eukaryota, Fungi, Ascomycota, Dothideomycetes, Pleosporales, Dothidotthiaceae. The record is from RefSeq and is a predicted model, not a curated record. The coding region runs from base 103 to 1254 and encodes 383 amino acids. The transcript is spliced from 4 exons.